This is a messenger RNA of Hyphopichia burtonii NRRL Y-1933, 1335 nucleotides long. RefSeq names its product saccharopine dehydrogenase (NADP+, L-glutamate-forming) (gene LYS9). NCBI's taxonomy places the organism in Eukaryota, Fungi, Ascomycota, Pichiomycetes, Serinales, Debaryomycetaceae. Gene Ontology annotation, cellular component: cytoplasm. The coding region runs from base 1 to 1335 and encodes 444 amino acids. The transcript has a single exon. Gene Ontology annotation, molecular function: saccharopine dehydrogenase activity; RNA binding. The record is from RefSeq and is a predicted model, not a curated record.
AUGGUUAAACAAGUUCUUUUAUUGGGUUCUGGUUUUGUUGCCAAACCAACUGUUGAUAUUUUAUCCCAAACCCCAGAUGUUAAGGUUACUGUUGCUUGCCGAACUUUAUCUAAGGCUAAAGAAUUGGCUGGAUCAGUUGCUGAAGCCAUUUCAUUGGAUGUGACUGAUGAAUCGGCAUUAGAAUCAGAAGUUGCCAAAUUCGAUUUGGUUAUUUCAUUAAUUCCAUAUAUUUAUCAUGUUAACGUUGUUAAAGCUGCUAUUAAAAAUAAAAAACACGUUGUUACUACUUCUUAUAUCAAUCCUCAAUUGAAAGAAUUAGAACAACAAAUCCAAGAUGCUGGUAUCACUGUUAUGAACGAAAUUGGUUUGGAUCCAGGUAUCGAUCAUUUAUACGCUGUUAAAACCAUUGAAGAAGUUCACCAACAAGGUGGUAAAAUCAAAUCAUUCCUUUCUUAUUGUGGUGGUUUACCAGCUCCAGAAAACUCAGACAAUCCUUUGGGUUAUAAAUUCUCUUGGUCUUCAAGAGGGGUUUUAUUGGCUUUAAGAAAUUCCGCUAGUUAUUGGAAAGAUGGUCAAGUUGAAAAUGUUAAAUCUGAAGAUUUAAUGGCUACUGCUAAACCUUAUUUCAUUUAUCCAGGUUUUGCCUUUGUUGCUUAUCCAAAUAGAGAUUCUACCACUUAUAAACAAUUAUAUAACAUUCCUGAAGCUGAAACUGUUAUCAGAGGUACUUUAAGAUUCCAAGGUUUCCCUGAAUUUAUUAAGGUUUUAGUUGAUAUUGGAUUCUUAAAAGACGAAUCUUCUGAAGCUUUCUCUAAUCCUUCUUCUUGGAAAGACGCUUUUGCUAAAUUGGUUGGUGCUGAAUCUUCUGAAGAAGCCGCCAUUAUUGCUAAAGUUGAAUCUUUAGCUACUUUCAAAGAUGAUGCUGAUAAAACCCGUAUCAUUAAUGGUUUAAGAUGGUUAGGUUUAUUCUCUGAUAAACAAAUCACUCCAAGAGGUAACCCAUUAGAUACUUUAUGUGCUACUUUAGAAGAAUUAAUGCAAUAUGAAGAAGGUGAAAGAGAUAUGGUUUGUUUACAACAUAAAUUUGGUAUUCAAUGGAAAGAUGGUUCUGAAGAAACUAGAACUUCUACCUUGGUUGAUUACGGUGAUGUUAAUGGUUAUUCUUCUAUGGCUAAAUUAGUCGGUGUUCCUUGUGCCGUUGCCGUUCAACAAAUUUUGGAUGGUACCUUAAGUAAAAAAGGUUUAUUGGCCCCAAUGUCUAGUGAAAUUAAUGAUCCUUUAAUGAAAACUUUGAAAGAUAAAUAUGGUAUCUAUUUAGUUGAAAAAACUAUUUAG